GAAGAAAAGGCGAACUAGCAGAGAUAAGAUGGCGACUACCAUCAGCACCCAGCGGGGACAGGUGUACAUUGGAGAGCUACCCCAGGACUUUCUGCGGAUCAGCCCCACUCAGCAACAGCAGCAGGUGCAGUUGGACGCCCAGGCCGCCCGACAGCUGCAGUAUGGGGGCUCCCUGAACACCAUUGGCCGCCUCAGCAUCACAGUGGUUCAGGCCAAACUGGCUAAAAACUACGGUAUGACGCGGAUGGACCCAUACUGCAGGAUCCGGCUGGGGUAUGCCGUUUAUGAGACGCCCACAGCUCACAACGGAGCCAAGAACCCACGCUGGAACAAAGUGAUCCAGUGCACCGUUCCCCCAGGGGUUGACUCCUUCUACCUGGAGAUCUUUGACGAGAGGGCAUUCUCCAUGGAUGACCGGAUAGCCUGGACUCAUGUGACAAUCCCGGAGAGCCUGAGGGAGGGCAGCGUGGUGGAUGAGUGGUUCAGCUUAAGCGGUCGACAGGGGGAUGACAAAGAGGGCAUGAUCAACCUGGUCAUGUCCUUUGCUUCUCUGCCCGCUGGAGUGAUGCCCCAGCCUGUGGUCCUCAUGCCCUCUGUGUACCAGCAGGGGGUGGGCUACGUCCCCAUCUCAGGAGUUCCAGCUGUGUAUAACCAAGGCAUGGUCCCUAUGGGGGUCCCUGGGCCACAUGCUGCCCCAGUGAGCCAGGGCCCCCUGUGCAGUGAGGAGGAUCUGAAGGCUCUGCAGGAUAUGUUUCCAAACCUGGACAAAGAAGUGGUGCGCACAGUGUUGGAGGCACAGCAGGGCAACAAGGAUGCUGCCAUUAACUCUCUGCUGCAGAUGACCGAAGAGCUCUAACACUCACCUGGAGAACAUUCUGCUCAAGGGCCAAACUCCUCUGCAAACUACUAACUGCUCACACAAAGGAUCUGUGCAAGCUGUCUGAUUCACCAUGAUCCUGCUCACUUCCACUUCAGUAAUUGCUGCUUGCUUAUAGCCUAAUAUAUUUCAGUAAAUUAGCUUACAGUGUUUUU
This is a messenger RNA of Boleophthalmus pectinirostris (great blue-spotted mudskipper), 1032 nucleotides long. RefSeq names its product toll interacting protein (gene tollip). The record is from RefSeq and is a predicted model, not a curated record. Bases 29 to 856 code for a protein of 275 amino acids. Gene Ontology annotation, cellular component: cytoplasm. Gene Ontology annotation, biological process: ubiquitin-dependent protein catabolic process. Gene Ontology annotation, molecular function: ubiquitin binding; ubiquitin conjugating enzyme binding. The transcript has 6 exons. NCBI's taxonomy places the organism in Eukaryota, Metazoa, Chordata, Actinopteri, Gobiiformes, Gobiidae.